CCUCCCAUGCCUUCCUCCCGGAAUCCUCCAGACUCACAUCCAUACUUUGAUGGGCCAGUUGCUGUCGGGGCUCUGGGGGGUGUGGCAGGCCGGUAGGGCUGCUGCUUAUGGCAUCAUCGCGGGCGUGGCUGUGAGUCAACCGGCCAGUCGACGGGCCACCCCCACAACCUCCGAAAAAGUCGCCAAUGCCCCUCUCUCAGUAGUGGCCUUCAAUUCCUCCAUCGCGACUCCGACACCGACCUCUUCCUCCUCCUCCUCCUCCACUGCCACCACUCCUUCCACCACCACAACCACCACCACCAUGCCUUCACAACCCCAACCGUCCCAGGGGACGACGACCCCCAGCGCCGCCCCGUCAACCUCAGCUCCAUCCACCUCCACCUCCACCUCAGCCUCCAAACCCGCCAAGCAGCAAUCCUCCAAGCAAGCCCCCAAACCCAAAGACAACGCCUCUUCUGCCCCCGCCGGCUCUUCCGACAGCGCAGCGCUCACACCCGCCGAACUGAAGAAGAAGGCCAAGGCCGAAAAAGCCGCCCGUCGGGCUCGCGAACGCGCCGACAGAGAACAGCCCGGUGCUGCUGGUGGUGCGCCCGGCACCCCGUCGGCGAAGAAGGGCGCCGCCGGUCCUGGGGCCGGCGGGAAGGACUCCGCCGCGACUACGGGCGCGCAGCAGCAGCAGCAGAAGGGACAGAAGCAGGCCCCGCGCCGCGGUUCCGCGCAGUUGUCGGGCCAGCCCAGCGCCGCGGAGGUCAAGAAGAAGCAGGAGGAAAAGAAUGUCUCGGUCUUUGGACAUCUGUAUGGUCAGCAGCGUAGGACUACGGUGGCGGGUGCCGGCAAGGAAGUCCACCCUGCCGUUUUGGCUCUCGGUUUGCAGAUGAGGGAUUAUGUGGUUUGUGGGAGCAGUGCGCGCUGUGUGGCGACGUUGUUGGCUUUUAAGAGGGUCAUCGAAGCUUAUACCACUCCCCUCGGCACGUCGCUCGCGCGUCACUUGACCACCCACCUGUCCCACCAGAUCACCUACCUCUCGACGUGUCGCCCUCUGUCCAUCAGCCAGGGCAAUGCCAUCCGCGCACUCAAGCUGGCCAUCGCCUCUAUCGACCCGUCCGUGCCCGAAGCCGACGCCAAGGCGACGCUGAGCGACUUCAUCGACAGCUUCAUCCGCGAGAAGAUCACCGUUGCGGACCAGGUGAUUGCGGGCAGCGCAGCGCAGAAGAUCCAGGACGGCGACGUGGUGGUGACGUUUGCGGGCAGCUCGAUCGUCAAGCAGACGCUCCUGACGGCACACAAGCAGGGCAAGAAGUUCCGGGUGUCGAUCAUCGACUCGCGGCCGCUGUUCGAGGGCAAGAACCUGGCGCGCACGCUCGCGACCGCGGGGCUGGACGUGCAGUACUCGCUCAUGAACGGCAUCAGCCACGCCAUCAAGGACGCCACCAAGGUGUUCCUGGGCGCGCACGCCAUGACCAGUAACGGCCGGCUGUACUCGCGCGUCGGCACCGCGCUGGUCGCCAUGUCGGCCAAGGAGCGCGCCGGCGGCGUCGAGGUCCCUGUCAUCGUGUGCUGCGAGACGGUCAAGUUUACCGACCGCGUGGCGCUAGACAGCAUCGUCGUCAACGAGAUCGCCGACGCCGACGAGCUGGUUAUCGCCGAACCCGUGCAGCAGCUGACCGGCCUGCCCGAUCCGGCGGCCCCCGCGGUGGAGUUGAAGAAGGGCAAGGCCGCGCCGCCGCCCGUCGAGCCCAGCACCGCGUCGCAGAACAUGUCCUCGCCGCUGAAGGACUGGAAAGACUCGGCCAACCUGCAACUGCUGAACAUCAUGUACGAUGUCACGCCGGCCGAGUACGUCGACAUGGUGGUCACGGAGAUGGGCAGUCUGCCGCCCAGUGCGGUGCCCAUUGUCCAUCGCAUGAGUACGAACUUGUAAUCGAUGUGAUGUCUCUUCUUCUUCUUUUUCUUCUUCUAUGAUCUCAUAUUUGUGGUUUGGGGCGAGGCUGGGCAAUUUCGGGUUAGCUUGCAUGUCUGUAUUGUAUUGAUGAGGUUAAAAGUUGCUUUUAAUGGAGUAUUAGUAGUGGUGAUGUGGUUGUGGUGAUGUGGUG
Molecule: messenger RNA, 2093 nt
Organism: Aspergillus heteromorphus CBS 117.55
Lineage: Eukaryota; Fungi; Ascomycota; Eurotiomycetes; Eurotiales; Aspergillaceae
Product: translation initiation factor eIF2B subunit delta
Exons: 2
Coding region: 50-1921 (623 amino acids)
Source: RefSeq, a predicted model, not a curated record